AAGGGAACCUUCCUGCACUGUUGGUGCGAUGUAAACUGGUGCAGCCACUAUGGAGAAGAGUAUGGAGUUUCCUUAAAAAACUAAAAAUGGAAUUAGAGUUCUUCAUUGCAAUGAAUAGGAACUGACUGGGGCUGACUUCAAUAGAAAUUUAUUUGACAAGAGGAUUUGGGGUAAGUCUCAAAAUUAAUAGCAAGGAUGAAGGACCACACUUGGAAGAGAACAUGGGGAAACAAAAGCAAGCUGGGGACACAUUGCCAUCAUCAAAAUCCCUCCAGAGAACAGCUCAUCGUGGACCCCAAUGUCAUUACUGCUGAAGCCUGGACCGACAGGUCACUUCACCCACUGACCCUGAACUUUAGGAUGCCUCCACCGCACAACUGCCGGCGCUGUCUCUGGAGACUGUUGUUUAAAAUUAUACCACCUCCUGAGGAGUUGUCCCCAUCUAUGCUUUUUGUGUCAGUUUCUCUUGAUUCCCUGCAGUGCCAAUUUCUUUGUGUCCUCAGGUUUUGUUUCUACAUUUGUGUGUCUGCUUAGUUGAACCUAAAGCACAUGUCCAUGCUCUGUUUUCUACAAAGGCUGAGAAAUCGAGUAUGAAAUUUUUACCUUUCAUCGUUAGUUAUGUCAAUUUCUCCAUGAAAGUCCUAGUAACAUGUACUGUCUCUCCUGUGUAUUUCUCUCAGGGACUUUGAAGCAUCGGUCCCACAUUUCCUAUCUCUUUUUAAUCACGACUCCCUGCGCCUUUUCUUUGCAUCUUCUGUUACCUGCUUUACUGCCUAGUCCUUGAUUUUUAGGCAUUGAGGCUUCUCACAUGGAAAUAGUUCCUGAUUUCUCUCUUUUCUCUGAAACCUCAUGAAUUUUGAAAGCUGCUUCAAAUUUUUCGUUUUCUUUUUUUGAUUCAGGCGUAUUUUCUGCCGCAGUUCUCAUCCUUCAGUUUGUCCUUAAAAUUCUCCAAUUUUAAAGUUUCAUAACUGAAACCUUAGCAGUCAUGAAUAUAAUGAUUUCAUACCUCUUUAGCAAUAAAAUGAUUUCAAACCUGCACAUGAAAUCUGCAGAAUGAAUAACUGCAGCUGGUCUGACUGGAGCCUGGGUAAGGGCCGGCUUUCUUUGCUAAGUACACCUUUUUUUCUCAUCUGUGCAGCCUCCCCUUGGCUGCCUGUACCAGUUGGAGUUUGGGGUUGCAAAGUAACAGACAGUGUAAUUUACUGGAAGGAUGUGAAGGCAGCUCAAAGAACUGAAGGCUGAAGGUCCAGCUGGGAACCAGCAGCAACUCAGGAGCUCAGGACCAUCUUCCUUACUGCACAGGAUGGGAAGUUGAUGCCCAGUAGGACUGAAGAUCCGUUCUGUUAAUAGACACUCUCCCAUCACAGAACUGUGGAUUACCUGUGGGUCCCCGGUGGUUUCACACCUUCACUCCCUCCUGCAGACCCAGAACAGUUACUUUGGGUCCUCUUUGCCCCGUCUGGUGAAAGAUGGCAUCCAGUCUGACUUGCACCGGGGUCAUCUGGGCUUUGCUCUCGUUUCUUUGUGCUGCCACCUCCUGCGUGGGGUUCUUCAUGCCUUACUGGCUCUGGGGAUCUCAGCUGGGCAAGCCUGUGUCCUUCGGUACUUUCCGGAGGUGCUCGUAUCCCAUGCACGAUGAGAGUCGGCAGAUGAUGGUGAUGGUGGAGGAAUGUGGGCGCUACGCCUCCUUCCAGGGCAUCCCCAGCACAGAAUGGAGGAUUUCUACCAUCGUGACAGGCCUGGGCUGUGGCCUCCUCCUGCUUGUGGCGCUCACCGCCCUCAUGGGCUGCUGUGUGUCGGAGCUCAUCUCCCGGACAGUGGGAAGAGUGGCUGGAGGAAUUCAGUUUCUGGGGGGCCUGUUGAUCGGUGCUGGCUGUGCCCUGUACCCCCUGGGCUGGGACAGUGAGGAGGUCCGGCAGACUUGUGGCUACAUUUCUGGCCAGUUUGACCUGGGUAAGUGUGAAAUCGGUUGGGCCUACUACUGCACGGGAGCAGGUGCUGCCACCGCCAUGCUGCUAUGCACAUGGCUGGCUUGCUUCUCGGGCAAGAAACAGAAACAGUACCCAUACUGAGAUGGAGCCACCAAGAGCAAACAGAGGAGAAGACGGGCUGAAGGGGCUGGGAGGGACUGAAGCAUCCAGCUAUUCUCAAAAGGUGGAAUAGUGGUUCUAAACCAUACAACACUAAUGAAAUGAAACCCAGUGGAAUUAAAAACAUUAUACCAUGGGGAAGGGUUGUGCAAGGUUUGUGAAAGAAAUGUAGAGCAUGGAAUGAUAGAGAAAAAUGGACCAAAGGCUAAAAAUAUUGCAGGGUGUUGGGUGUUUCUAUCCCACAGAGUAUUGUUGAUGUAGAACACACACAUACACAAAACAAAUCUGUAUAUGCAGCAAACAAGGAUUUUUUUUUUUAAGGAUGAUGACUCAGAGAAUCGAAAGGGCUAGGAGAAACAGUAUUAGGUUGGGAAGCAGGGUAACGCACAGACGUUCCCAGUAAGUCAUGGCAUUUCUGAAAGCACACGAGCACAUACAGAUGUACGCAUCCACACACAUGCCCACACACAGACAUUUAAAUUGUUGCACAGUCUGUAUGAGAGGGUUAGCAGUGCGUUACUCCUCUGUUUUCUUUUUAAUACACAUUUAAAAUACCAUAUUAUCACUUUAUAAAGUAUACAUUAAACCUAAUAAAUGGACCAAUAAGCCACUCUUAUCAGUAUUUUGUAUACUCUGCAUAAACUCUUUAUGCCCUCAACGUGUUUUCAGUGUUUAUGCAGAUCUUUAGAAUUAAGCCUUUGUAUUUCAAUAUUAUUCAAAAAAUAUGCAAUAUUUCUCUGAGUAGCUUCUGCUAUGGUAUUCUUAUGAAGUUAAAGGGGCAACUUUCUGUCCACUGUAGGAGAGAAUUGAGUUGAAGAUGUGAGAGUAAUGAGAGACAUUUUCCAGUCACUAGAUCUUGUUUUCUUUCAUCCAUUAUUGUACUGUGCUGUACCACAUUUAUUCCAAUAUUCAUUUUGUAAAAAAUAAAAACGUGCUAUUUUGUUUGUAUUUGAAAAGCUCUGUGAAUAAAUUCUCUCUUUGAUCAGUA
Messenger RNA from Aethalodelphis obliquidens (Pacific white-sided dolphin), 3078 nucleotides. RefSeq names its product LHFPL tetraspan subfamily member 6 (gene LHFPL6). Lineage: Eukaryota; Metazoa; Chordata; Mammalia; Artiodactyla; Delphinidae. Gene Ontology annotation, cellular component: membrane. Bases 1470 to 2072 code for a protein of 200 amino acids. The record is from RefSeq and is a predicted model, not a curated record. The transcript has 4 exons.